This is a messenger RNA of Phyllopteryx taeniolatus (common seadragon), 2080 nucleotides long. Its product is annotated as zona pellucida-like domain-containing protein 1. The record is from RefSeq and is a predicted model, not a curated record. The transcript is spliced from 11 exons. Gene Ontology annotation, cellular component: cell surface. The coding region runs from base 179 to 1480 and encodes 433 amino acids. NCBI's taxonomy places the organism in Eukaryota, Metazoa, Chordata, Actinopteri, Syngnathiformes, Syngnathidae.
CUUAACUGUCGUCACAAAACUGCAAAAUAGAUAAACAAACCUGAGGGGUGUGUGAGGAUGCUCUCAUCUGUGUUUGUGUGCAUAAGGGUCUCUAAUUAGCUGAGUGGAGGACUUGUGAGACACACCUUCGAGGUUUUGGGUGUCUCAAGGGUGUCUCAUGCUAUAAAAGUGAUGUUCUAUGACAGGUUCAGCAACAAACACCUGCUCAGGUACCAGAGAGUGCACCAGAUUGACUGAGAUGCUGCAUCCCAACAAGAUGACUCUUGCUCCCCUUUGUCUUCCUCUGCUGGCCGCACUGCUGCAGCCCACCCUCUGCCGAUACAACUGCUCUUCUGAGUAUGACAGGAUCCCAGACAGCUCAGACUUGACAGUGGACUGCGGCACCGCCACGAUCACGCUGGAAAUCAACCUGUGCACAGCUCAGUGGGCGGGGUUCAACUUGUCUAAUAUGGCACUAAACGGGGAGCACAAUGUCACAGAGUGCCAGGGCUCCAUUGCCUCCAGCGAGGACCCUCCCAUCAUCCGCUACCAGCUUCCGGUCAACCACAGCGAUGAAAACCCCUGUCGACAGUCCCUCCAGAUUGUGGAUGAGACCCCUGACCCCACAGGUCCCUUCAGCAACUUCCUCAACAUCCAGUCGGUCAUCAUCACGGGCUUCAUCGACACCCCCAGAUCAGAGCAAGGGGUGAUAAGCUACUCCACGGACCUCUACUAUCACUUCUCCUGCCGCUAUCCCUUGGAGUACCUGCUCAACAACACGCAGAUCGUGGCUUCCUCUGUGUCUGUGGCAACGAGUCACAACAAUGGAAGCUUCAUUGACAUGUUAAAAAUGAGUGUUUAUAAUGACUCAAGCUAUGGCUAUCCGCUAGUUGUCCCUUCAUCAGGGCUGCAGCUGCGAACGAAAGUCUAUGUGGAAGUAAAGGCCGUGAACCUGACUGGAAACUUCCAUGUGCUGCUGGAUCAUUGCUUCGGAACUCCCACCGCUUACAAUGUGUCGCACACCGAGCAGCACAACUUCUUCACCGGGUGUUCAGUGGAUAACAGGGCGACGAUAGAUACCAACGGACAUUACAAGUUUGCCCGCUUUGCCUUUGAGGCCUUCCGCUUCGUUCAACACCGCGAGCAGGCCAAGUCCAGCAUCUACCUGCACUGCAUUCUCCGACUGUGUGAGCCCACCAAAUGUCAAGAACUCUUGAACGCUUGUAACAACAGAAAAAAAAGAUCCCUGACACCUUUCGGACAGGAGGGCAGCGACUCAGCCACUCUUUCAAUUGGACCGCUGUACACCACCAGAGAAGACAGGCCUGUAGCAGAACCCUACAGUGAUAAUGUGGUGUCACAGAAGGAUGACCUGAAUGUGGCGGGCCUGGUGGUCGGUGUGGUGUUUGCCUCGGCCGCGUCCGCUCUGCUGGUUCUUGGCAGCUGGUUCAUACUGAAGAAGUUUUGCUGGGCAGGUCACUUACCUCAUGCCUUCAACUGACACUGAUGGUUUAGUUCAUAUUUACAACACAAGACAUACUGAACCAAUUUAAAAAAAUCAUACAUAUAUGUCAGAAAUUUUUAUCUAUAUUACAGAUUAUUUUCAACCAUACGGUUUGUACAAAAUGCAUAUUUUUUAAAAGAUUGGUCUUUUUUUCCAAUGCAUUUCAAAAUAUACAUUCUGCGCUAUUUAGCACGGUCGUAGAGAUUUGCCAGAACAUGCUACUAUAUAAUCAGAUAAUUAGGUCUUUGUCUUUCGACAUUGUGAAGCACCACAUGACUCAUUAUACAAAGUUGUUUUUAAAUUACAUUAAAAAAGUGUAUUUAAACAUGGUGAAGCAGCAUGUCUCUCAUUAAAUCAUUUUUUAAUAAAUUUUGAAAAUUGUCUUUUGACAUGGUGAAGCAGCACGUGGCUCAUUAUCCAAGGUCACUUCCUAAUUAAUAUUCAUUAUUAAUUUUUUAUAUAUUUUUUUUAAACCAGAACUGGGUACUAAAUGUGAUGAAAUGGUCAUGGUAAUGUUUUUGUUUUUAGACAUGGUGAAGCAGCAUUGUGGUUCAUCAUCCAAGGUUACUUUGGAACCCCCAUUCCAUGUAACUGUGU